Messenger RNA from Chaetomium globosum CBS 148.51, 2511 nucleotides. RefSeq lists its product as uncharacterized. The record is from RefSeq and is a predicted model, not a curated record. The transcript is spliced from 4 exons. Lineage: Eukaryota; Fungi; Ascomycota; Sordariomycetes; Sordariales; Chaetomiaceae. The coding region runs from base 1 to 2511 and encodes 836 amino acids.
AUGGCCGGGCGACUGCAGGGGAGCUCUGGUGGAGUUGGGCUCAUCGAGGUAAUAUCUGAGGAUUCCCAUGCGAUGCGCCACGCGUUGUGUACGCGUAGGCCGCUUGAAGGUGCUGAUGCGGUAGUGGCUCAUGUCCAUGUUCGCCUCGGAGGCGCCACCGGCACCAGCUCACACCCACAGAAUGCCCCCCGAUCACAACCGAGACCAACCCUUUCAAGUGUCAGGUCGCGAGCAUGCUGCUACACGUCACCAAGGACGCAUCGGGUUCGUCACAACUACCAACCGACGCCGAAGCCCCCGACGCCAUUCCAGAGCGUCGUUGGGAAGUUUGCCGGGGACCCGGACUACUCUUGCAAGGGCGGCGACGCCGAUGGGCGCGACGAAUCCUGGGCCGUCAUCAUGAAGAAGUGCCAAAACAUACAGAUGGCAUCGGCCGGGACCUACUCUUGGUUCUCGACCUACGCCCAGGAUUGUAUCGACACGCACACCUGUCAAAAGUCCCUCUGGCUCCUUGACAGCAACUACGACAACAACCGGAACAUCAUUGGCAUUGGUGCCAAGAAGAUCAUCGUGUCGCUGGGGGGGAAUGCCAUCACGGCAGAGGCCAACCUAGCUGUCACAAGCCACCCGGCGUGGGCGCACAUUUCUCAGUACGAUGUUCCUUCGGUCGGCGCUGCUCCGGUUGAUAAUGAGUGCCUGGAGAGCGACCGGAUGUACAGCACCGAAGAUAUGCCGCUGGGCGGGAUCGAGGUCUGGUCCUUGGAUGGUCAGGUGCUGAACCAUGCUGAGGAUACCGACGGCACCCAGUACGUGACCAUCGUGAAUCUCACGCCGUACAAGAUGGUACAUAUCGGAGGCCCUGAGCCGUACCAGUUUGCGGCGUGGGACUUUGGCGACAUCCCCUCGGGUAAGGCGAGGAAGAACGUGGCAAUAUACGACACGUCUCUCGCCGUCGGCAGCUUCGUAGACACCAACGGAUACGCCAACUAUAAACUCGAGGGCACCGAUAAGACAUUCCAGGUCCACGUGACGACGCACAUCCCAGACAGCUACGAGCGCCGGGUGGUAUUUGAUCUCGGCGGCAUGGGCAUGGGCUGGAGAGAACUAGGAUUUCCGGGCGAGCGCGUCAGCGUUGCCCUGGUCAUCACCGGCAGCGAGCAGUACGGCUACGUCAACUCGCUGCAGCUCAACAACAUCGCCUGGAUGCGCAGCAUGUACGACAUCAUCAAGGACUGCCAGCUCCGUCACGUGGUCAUGCCAGGAGCGCACGACGCCGGCAUGAGCAAGAUCAGCGACGGUGGCUGGACCGCCCGUCCUCGCGGCAUCUACCACCGCCCCGACUACCUCUCGCUCGACGACUUCUGGGCCGAGGAGAAGACCACUUCACAGAACGCGCUUAAGGUGGUUGCCAGACUGCACACAAACAAGCGGGAGCGCACGAGCUCGCCCGAGACGUACUUCAUCAUGCAGUGGCAAUGCACGCCCUUCACCGGCGAUCUGUGGGACCCGCCGACGCUGCAGCUCAUCGCCAACCAGGAGACCAACCCGGCGCUGUACCACUACGGCGUCAACAGCAUGUCGCCCGACUACUUCCCCACCGUAAUCCUGCACGACGCCGCCGGGCUAUUCCACAUCAGCGACCUCAGCGAGCAAGGGUACAACCCGAUGAUGCAGACGCUGGCCAUCGGGCUGAACCUAUGCAUGGUCAGCCAGAACUGCAAGGUGAGCAUGGGCAAGAACCCGCUGUUGGUGAGCAAGACGCAGGCCAAGGUGUGGUCGGCCAGAGGUAGCGGGUUCCAGACUUUUAGGGGCGUCAUCUUUGCCAACGGCACUGUUUUGGACGAGGCACCCCCUGGGUUUUGCCGGACCUGCACCUUUAACUACACCACGGCCAUUGACCGCCCGCCCGUGCUGAACAGAACGAGUCGGAGACGGAGACUGGAACCGUUGAAACCGGUGGCGGUGUGCGUCGACCCGCUAUACGUCGACCUCCCGGACCCCCCACUCCCAUACACCGUCGACCCGCCAUACAACGACCCCGACCCCGACCCGGACCCCGACCCGGACCCCGUCAACGAGCUAUAUCCCCGCCCGGACGGCGUGUACGGCACCCCGCCCGUGAGGCUGCUGCGCGGCGGCGACCGGCCGCGCGGGCUGGUCAGGCUGCUACUGCCGCUGGUGCUGCUAGCUGGUGCUGCUAUAGAGGCCCGCCGUGCUGGUGCCCGUGGUUGUGCUUGUGCUCGUGUAGGGUCGGUAGGUGGAGGUGCUGGACGAGAAGAGCGGGGGGCUGGAGCGGCGGGAGGGGAAGAGAGAGGAGGAGGAGGAGCCGCCGAGGGUGCUGGUGGUGGUGGUGGUGGUGUCGGUGGUGCUGCGGUAGGAGGAGGAGAGGGAGCUGCGGGAGCGGGUGUAGGAGAAGGGGGGGCUGAGGGUGGUGCGGCUGCUGUAGGGGAGGGCGCUGCUGGUGCUGGUGCUGAUGCUGCUGUAGGGGGGGGUGGAGGAGGAUAUCGAUGA